AUGGCUCCGGAUACGCUUCACUACCAACCCGAGGACGGUUUCAUCCUUCGUGUGCGCCGCAGUACUUAUUGGGCCCGAAAAAUGGCCUCGUUGAUAGGUAUUUGGCCGCACGAGGACGUAGAGCUACAUGUGCGAUGGUAUAGGAUGCUGUACUACUUAAUGCUAUCAUCGCACUGGUUCAACACUUACGUGCAGCUGGAAUACUUUUUUCGCAACUUGGGAAAUCUAAGCUUGAUCAUCCAGGGUCUAUGCACGUUCGGGAGUAUUUGUACCACCGGCAUAAAGGCGAUGCGAAUGCACGCAUAUGAGGCUGAGAUCUGGGAUAUCUGGAAGGCGAUGGAGAAUGCAUCAUUUUUCACCAAGAUGCAAUUCCUGCGCAAAGGUGACAACAAACCAAUUUUCGAGCGGAUCGACAAAAAUGUCGAUCGACAGUGGAAGGAAGUACAUCUGAACCUGCGCUUCUACUGCCUGGUGGUUGGAGCGGUAGCGUUCACUUACUCGAUCAUUCCCGCUUGUAGCAAUCUCUUCAAUCAGUUUCUGGGGAAUGAGUUUAACAGAAGUUUUGUCUACAACACAUACUAUCCACUAAUACAGAAAUACGUACAGCGCUCACCUCUGUUCGAGGUGUUGUUCUGUUCCGAAUCCUUAUCGGGUUUUACCACCUGGGCUGGUGUGGUUGCCUUCGAUGGGCUCUAUGUCGUGCUGGUUUUGUACGCGACCUCGCUGAUGCGUAUGUUGGGUGAACUGUUGCAGGAGACGACGAAUCCGGACUUUUCGGAUGACGAGCGCGCAUUUUUUCUCCGCGAAUGUCUACAACAGCAUAUACAAACGAUUGAAUUGAUCAAAAAAAUUAACGAUCUGUUCGCUCCGGUCCUGUUGGUUCAGCUAUUGACCAGCACUUCUAUCAUCUGUGUCAUUGCCUUCGCUGCAAGCUUCAGCACGGACGAAGGUGAAUCGCAGAAGGCACUAAUGGUACUCUACCUGAUAGCGGCCAUCUAUCAACUGUUCCAAUUCUGCUGGUACGGGCAGCGGCUCCAGAACGAGAGCAUCCGGUUGCCCUUGGCGGUGUAUGACGCGCGCUGGGAGUCGUGCGCUCAAACGUUCAAGAGCUCGUAUCAUAUUCUGCUGAUGUCCAGCCAACGCCAGAUUGACAUACGCGCCUGGAGCUUCUCCGGCAUGUCGCUCGAGACGUUUUCAACGAUAAUCCGAAGUGCGGCCUCCUACUUUACCGUACUGCAGACGCUGGCAGAGCAGUAG
Messenger RNA from Anopheles coustani, 1257 nucleotides. RefSeq names its product odorant receptor 63a-like. Gene Ontology annotation, cellular component: plasma membrane. Bases 1 to 1257 code for a protein of 418 amino acids. NCBI's taxonomy places the organism in Eukaryota, Metazoa, Arthropoda, Insecta, Diptera, Culicidae. The record is from RefSeq and is a predicted model, not a curated record. Gene Ontology annotation, molecular function: olfactory receptor activity; odorant binding. Gene Ontology annotation, biological process: sensory perception of smell; detection of chemical stimulus involved in sensory perception of smell. The transcript is spliced from 8 exons.